Molecule: messenger RNA, 1008 nt
Organism: Photinus pyralis (common eastern firefly)
Lineage: Eukaryota; Metazoa; Arthropoda; Insecta; Coleoptera; Lampyridae
Product: putative nuclease HARBI1
Exons: 4
Coding region: 59-982 (307 amino acids)
Source: RefSeq, a predicted model, not a curated record
GGAUUAUGCAGAUGUCGUUGGCCGUUAUGCAGACAACGAAUUUAAAAGUCAUUUUAGAAUGUCAAAAUCAACGUUUGAAUACCUAGUAAAUAUUAUAAGAGGCGAUUUAAUUAGAAAGGUUAAUGGUUGUCCGACAAUUCCGGCUGAAAAGCAGCUGAUGAUUGCCUUAUGGAAAAUGGCAACUAGCGAUUCAUAUAGGUCUGUAUGUGAUCGCUUCAAUGUAGGAAAAGCCACUGGUCUACGAGCUGUACGUAGGGUUACGUAUUCCCUGCAUAAAAGAGCAGCGAGAUGGAUUCAGUGGCCAGUGGGAGAUCGUGCCAUCACAGUGAUGCAACAGUUUGAGGCAUCAUCAGGGUUCCCAAGAGUUAUUGGGGCCAUCGAUGGCACCCACAUUCGCAUCGAUGCUCCACAAGAAAAUGCCCCAGACUAUGUCAAUCGUAAACAUUUUCAUUCGAUACAAUUACAGUUGGUCUGUGAUUCUAACAUGUUAAUAACGCACUGUUACACUGGACACCCGGGCUCCGUCCAUGACCAGAGGGUGUUUAGGCUUUCUGAUGUGGCAAACUUUGUAGAAGAUGCAGAAAAAUUUCCUAUGGAUAGCCACCUGUUAGGUGAUGCAGCCUACGAGUUGCAUGAACAUCUCCUUGUGCCCUUUCGGGACAACGGUCAUCUGACAGAACUGCAAAACAAAUAUAAUAGACACCUUUCAACAGCUAGAGUUACAAUUGAAAGAUGUAUAGGAUUACUGAAGGCUAGAAUGAGAAGUUUACUGCAUUGCUUACCUAUGGUGCGUGUGGAUCAAAUGCCGCAGUAUAUAAUAGCGUGCUGCGUGAUUCAUAACAUUUGCCUGCUACGUGGAGAUGAUAUAAGAAUGGUUGUCAUACCAGGGGAUCCCCAAGGAAAUGCCCGAAAUAUUGAUCAAUUUGGAAGAAAUAAUGCUGUAGUGGCAAAAAGGAACAUAAUAAUGAAUGCUUUACGAUAAUAUUAUUCAAAUAUUCAAAUCAAAUA